CAGAACUGCAGCUGGGCGGGCACAGCUCAGCCGGCAGCUGUGAGCUUCUAGAAGCCAGCCCAGACCACUGGGUGGACACCGAGCAGCCGGGACCAGACCCUGCAGACAGCCUCCUGGGCCCAGACGUCCACCGACAACUGUGACUUAUCCACACAGGUAAACCUUUGAUUGGUGUCAAUAGCCAGGUGUCUGUCCACUCCUGCUCCAACUGAAAGAACUUCUUGUCCUUGUCUGCAGCCAAGCCCUGCAGGCCCAGCCCAUGGAGGCAUGCUGGGGUUUGAGGCCGGUCAACAGCUCCGAGGGGGGCUUGGAGUUCAACCCGAUGCAGGAUUACAUGAUCCUCAGCCCUUCCCAGGCGGCCGUGGUCGGGGUGCUGUGCCUGCUGCUGGGCCUGCUGAGCGCCCUGGAGAACCUGGCCGUGCUCUACCUCAUCGCGUCCUCACGCCGGCUCUGCAGGAAGCCCUCCUACCUCUUCAUCGGCAGCUUGGCCGGGGCUGACCUCCUGGCCAGCGUGGUCUUCGCCUACAACUUCGUCAUUUUCCACGUCUUCCAUGGCAGGGACACCAUGACUGGGUUCCUGCUCAAGAUCGGCAGUGUGACUUUGACCUUCACAGCCUCUGUGGGCAGCCUGCUGCUGACCGCAGCUGACCGCUACCUCUGUCUGCUCUACCCACCCGCUUACAAAACUCUCCUCACCCGGGGGAGGGCGCUGGUGGCCUUAGGUGUCAUGUGGGUCGUCUCGGCUUUCAUCUCCUACCUGCCUCUCAUGGGGUGGACUUGCUGCCCCAAGCCCUGCUCGGAGCUUUUCCCACUGAUCCCCAAUGAUUACCUUCUGGGCUGGCUCCUCUUCAUCGCCCUCCUCUUCGCCGGCAUCAUCUACAUCUAUGGGCGUGUCCUUUGGAAGGCCCACCAGCACGCAGUCAGGUUGGCAGAGCACCAAGAGAGCCAGGUGGCAGGAAUGGUCCGGAUGAGGCUGGAUGUGAGGUUGGCGAGGACCCUGGGGCUGGUGCUGGCUGUGCUGCUCCUCUGCUGGCUGCCUGCCUUGAGCCUCAUGGUGUACAGCCUGGCCACGCCACUGAGCCGCCAGGUCAAAGAGGCCUUCGCCUUCUGCUGCAUGCUGUGCCUGGUCAACUCCAUGGUCAAUCCCGUCAUCUACGGCCUGCGCAGCAGGGAGAUCCGCUCCUCCGCCCACCACCACCUGGCCCGCUGGAGGAAGUUCCUGUGGGACCGCGACCUCCAAGGCAAAGAAGAAGCCGCCAGGUCCUCAGUCACCGAGACGGAGGCGGAUGGGAAGUUCACCUCCGAUCACACUCCAGAAUCCUGUGCUGCUCCGACGGACUGA
Molecule: messenger RNA, 1342 nt
Organism: Dipodomys spectabilis (banner-tailed kangaroo rat)
Lineage: Eukaryota; Metazoa; Chordata; Mammalia; Rodentia; Heteromyidae
Gene: Cnr2
Product: cannabinoid receptor 2
Exons: 2
Coding region: 260-1342 (360 amino acids)
Biological process (GO): cannabinoid signaling pathway
Cellular component (GO): membrane
Molecular function (GO): cannabinoid receptor activity
Source: RefSeq, a predicted model, not a curated record